UUAAGCCAUUAGAGCUGACAGUGACACUUCGAAAGGUCAGACUGACGCACUUUUUUGGAGGCUUUCGUUGUGCCAGGUGCCACCACCAGAUUGAUGCGAGAAUAUUAUGUGACCUUGACUUCCCACAACUAGUCUACAGUGAGAGUGACUGUGGUCGAUGGUAUUACUAAGAUAGAUAGAACCAUCAAAUCAAAGCUUCUAAAGAUCCUUCAAGACGUUCACUUUCUGGUAAAGAGGACACAAUCAUCUCCUCCACUAGCUAGACUGAUCAAGACAAAAAACAACUUCUGUUGAUCAAGAUGUUGCGGCUCCCCUUUUCGGUAUCAGUUCUGGUGGGGCUACUGGUGGUAGCGCAGGGAUUCUUGCUCCCAUCUUCUACCUCCAGAAAAAGUAUCAGUGGCACUCAUUGGAUGACCGCGACGGAACAAGGAGAAUCCGACUCGACUGCUGCUGCAGCCAAAGAAGAAGAUCAAGAAGAAGAAAAGGAGUCUCUGUUGCUAGAUCGACUGGGAGGCCCACCGGCUUUGGAAGCUGCUGUCUCCAUUUUCUACGAUCGCGUUGUGGCCGAUCCAGAACUCGAGCGAUUCUUCAAAGGGGUCGAUGUGGACGCAUUGAGGGAUCAUCAGUAUCAAUUCAUGGAAAUUGCCUUUACCAAAAUACCAGAGGAUCUUGACGUUGUGGCGUAUAUCAGCGAUGCUCAUGCCAGACUCUUGCGAAAAGAAGGAUUGAACGAAUCGCAUUUCGAUCUGGUAGCAGGACAUUUGGUCGGGACAUUGCAAGGAUUGGGAGUACAACAAGCAGAAAUUGAUUCCGUUGUGGCCACGGUUGGACCACUACGAGGUGUCUUUGAACAGGCAGCAAAGGAGGCAACAGCAGAUGAUAGCCAGCAAGAAGAGUGAUCAAAGCAAAACGAAAGAUCCAUGCCUCUUGAACGGGAAUUCAUGAAAGAACAACAACAAUCAGAGUCCUGGCUCCGGAUAGCUAAUACACAACCCCACAGCGAUAGGCAGGGACUAUUUCCACAUUUUGGCAUUUGUAAUGAUCUUUUCAAUUGUUUACACAUCCACUACUGUAUUUCAACAAGACAUCAUCCCAACUUUCACUCGCAGAUGUUGUCUCUUUUCUGCA
Molecule: messenger RNA, 1128 nt
Organism: Seminavis robusta
Lineage: Eukaryota; Bacillariophyta; Bacillariophyceae; Naviculales; Naviculaceae
Source: the annotation of a GenBank genome assembly